AUCAGAGAAAGUGCAACAUUGACCAGAGAUGUACUUGAGCAACAUUUUAAUGAUUUGAAAGGGACCCUAAAGAAGCUGUUGGAUGAGCGACUGAUGUCACUGCUGCAGGAAGUGGAUGCUAUAGAACGAGAGAGCAUCAAACCCUUGGAUGAAUGCCAGAAGCUAAUAGAGCACGGGGUCAGUACGGCUGAUGAUCUGCUCCGGGAAGGAGAGAGUGCAGUCCAUGGAGAUGUGGGACAGCAGAACGAGAAACUUUGCAUCUUUACAAAAAAAGCUUUACAAAUUCAGCUAGAUAGCUUACCAGAAGUGCCCUCCUUGGUUGAUGUGCCUUGUUUAUCUGCCCAGCUGGAUGACUGCCUUCUUACUAUAUUGAAAAAUCAAAUAUUCGGGCAUGGAACUGUGGCAUCUCGCCCGCCUGUACAGCUGGAGGAAUUCAUUGAGAAGCCUGGAGGUAUUUUAGUCCGAUGGUGUAAGGUGGAUGAGGACUUCAUACCACAAGAUUACCGACUGCAGUAUCGGAAGGGUACUGCCAGUCACUUUGAAGAUGUGUAUGUUGGCUCGGAGACGGAGUACGUGGUGCUGCACAUCGACCCCAAUGUUGAUUACCAGUUCAGAGUCUGUGCCCGAAGAGAUGGACGGCAGGAAUGGAGCCCGUGGAGUGUUCCUCAGAUCGGCUCUACCACGCUGGUGCCCCAUGAAUGGACAACUGGUUUGGAGGGAUACAGCUUGAGCAGUCGCAGAAACAUCGCACUUCGAAAUGAUUCCCAGUCGUGCGGUGUGCUCUACUCCAAAGCUCCUACUUAUUUCUGUGGGCAAACGUUAACAUUCAGAAUUGAAACUGUGGGACAGCCAGACAGACGAGACAGCCUGGGAGUGUGCGUGGAGCAGCAGAAUGGCUGCGAUUCCUUGCAGCGGGAUAAAGCCGUGUGCAUUAGCACAAAUGGGGCAGUGUUUGUAAAUGGAAAAGAGAUGACAAACCAGCUGCCUGCUGUUACUUCUGGAUCGACAGUGACGUUCGACAUGGAAGUUGUGCACUUGGGGCCUUCCAGCAACGAGGGAGGAAACUUCAAGCUCCGGGUAACCAUUAGCUCCAACAACAGAGAAGUGGUCUUUGACUGGGUACUUGAUCAGUGCUGUGUCUCCUUGUACUUUGGAUGUUCAUUUUCAUACCCAGGCUGGAAAGUUUUGGUGUUCUAGCAGCGAGUAAAGGGAUUUUUGUUCUUGCUCUAAAGUGUUAUGUUAAAACCUGG
Nestor notabilis (Kea) is the source of this 1250-nucleotide messenger RNA. It is a transcript of the gene CRLF3, whose product is annotated as cytokine receptor-like factor 3. The record is from RefSeq and is a predicted model, not a curated record. Gene Ontology annotation, molecular function: protein binding. The annotation marks the transcript as partial. The transcript is spliced from 7 exons. NCBI's taxonomy places the organism in Eukaryota, Metazoa, Chordata, Aves, Psittaciformes, Psittacidae.